Molecule: messenger RNA, 900 nt
Organism: Theobroma umbraticum
Lineage: Eukaryota; Viridiplantae; Streptophyta; Magnoliopsida; Malvales; Malvaceae
Product: early light-induced protein 2, chloroplastic-like
Source: RefSeq, a predicted model, not a curated record
CUCAUUCAUUGCAACGAACUAGUAGUUAUACUAAACUGCAUUUGCUUGAUUAAGCUAUAGGUUAAUAAAGUUCUUGGCUUCUUGCUUCAUAGCUCCUCAAAGAUCUUCCCUAGCUUUUGCUAUUCUUGUUCAGGUCAGAAAUCCUAGACGUGCUAGAAAAUGGCUGCAUCAAGUGCCAUGCAAUCCCUCCUGUUGGCAGGUCAUGUGACUGGCCUUGCUAAUAGGGGUAGGAUAAUCCAAUUUUUUCCUGUAAAAUCUGUGCCUCGUUUUCAGAGGAAUGCCAAUCUUCAAGUUCGAUGCGUAGCAGAGGAAGAACCGAAGGAGCAACCAACAACGCCUGUAACAAGUGCACCCCCACAAGAACCUAAGCCGAACCCUUCUCCAGCCGCACCAAAAGUGAGCACGAAAUUCUCUGAUGUGUUGGCAUUCAGUGGACCUGCACCGGAGAGGAUCAACGGCAGGCUGGCGAUGGUUGGGUUUGUCGCAGCCCUGGCAGUGGAGCUCUCCAAGGGCCAAGAUGUGUUCACCCAGAUAUCCGACGGUGGGAUCCCACUGUUCCUUGGAACCAGCAUUUUGGUAUCGCUUGCAUCCCUGAUCCCAUUGUUUAGAGGUGUCACAGCAGAGUCCAAGUCUGGAGGCUUCAUGACGUCAGAUGCUGAGCUGUGGAACGGGAGAUUUGCCAUGCUGGGACUUGUUGCUUUGGCCUUCACUGAAUAUGUGAAGGGCGGAACCCUAGUGUAACUUUGUUUUCCUUUUUAGGUUAUAGACAUAAUGCAGACAUGUAUGUGGAGAUAUUAUCAACCAGUUAUGUAACUUCGCAAAAUGGACAGGAAAUGAAGUUUCCUUCCUGUUAAACCUCUCUUUGAUUGACAUUUUGGUUAUGUUUAUUGUUAUGGUUAA